AUGGCACCGCCCAUCAAGUCUGUCGCCAUCAUCGGCGCUGGCGCUUCAGGCGCUGCUUCUGCGUCUGCACUUGCAGCAGAAGGAUACUUUGACGUGAUCAAGGUUUUCGAGCGGCGCGAAGAGCCCGGCGGAACAUGGAUCUACGACGCUGUACCACCGGUUCUCAAGCUCGUCCCGGGCGGCCUGCCGCACGACAUCGACCCGCCACUUGCCAUUCCCGAGGUCCUACCGGCAACAUUGGCGCCAAAUAGCCAAGAGCGGUUCACCAAAACGCCCAUCUACGACGGCCUCACUACGAACGUUCCAGAAAUUGCCAUGUCCCUCUCCGACCGGCGCUUUCCUUAUGGCCCCUUUGUCCCUCACUGGAUCCCAAAGAACUACAUCCGGGAGUACUUCUCACUGCACGGCGACGACUCGCUCCUGUUCUUGAACACGACGGUGGAGGACAUCUCCCAAAUCCAGGAAAAGUCCCGCGGUGCGCACAACCGAUGGCGGCUCACCUUGCGGAAGCACGACCGCACGCGGGACGUCGACGAGUGGUGGCAGGAAGAGUUUGAUGCCGUUAUCCUAGGCAACGGCCACUACGCCGUUCCAUAUGUCCCCGCAGUGACAGGUCUGCCUGAAUUUCUGGUCAACUACCCUGGUCGUGUAAUUCAUUCCAAGAGCUACAGAUCACCAAAGGUGUACGCCGGCAAGCGCGUCCUCGUCAUCGGCAAUUCGGCCUCUGGCCAUGACGUUGUUGACCAGCUCAUAAAGUACGAUGGUGUACACCACCCUGUGUACCAGUCGCGCCGCUCGCGGUCGCUGUGGGAGGGCGACGAGCCACCGGAAGGUUUGGUAUGGAAACCAGUCAUCGACGAGUACAAGGCAGACGGUACGAUCGUUUUUGUCGAUGGCACGGAAUUGGGUCCGAGCGACAUCGACGUCAUCAUCUACUGCACUGGCUACAAACCUUCCUACCCUUUCUGGAACGUGCAGCAGAACGGUCGCCGGCUGUACAACUACGAAGAAAAUCGUUUCGAGGGCAUCUUUCAGCAUACAUUCGUGCGCGACUUUCCCACGCUUGGUAUUGUAGGCCUGCCUCGCACGUUGACUUUCCGGUCGUUUGAAUACCAAGCAAUUGCUCUGGCCCGGCUCUGGUCCGGCCGCGCUGUCCUCCCACCUGUCGGCGAGCAACAACUUUGGGAAGAAGAGCGCAUUGCCGAGCGCCGACACAACGGCAAGAAGUUCCACGACAUUGAAUGGGAUACAGGCGAGACGGACAACUACCUCAAUUUCCACUAUCGCUUGGCUGGGUUACCCCAAUUGGAUGGCAAAGGCCUCACGCCACCGAUUCUCAACUCGGCUACACGCUGGGCAAUUGAAAACAUUAGAAAGUACCCCAUUGUCCGGCCGUCACCACCGCCGGAUAGGGACGCAAAUCGGAGGGCAGCGGAGGAUGACUGGGUGGUUAUAGAGGGUGUCAAGGAUUCGCUUUGGUACAUUUAG
This is a messenger RNA of Sporothrix brasiliensis 5110, 1488 nucleotides long. RefSeq lists its product as uncharacterized. The transcript is spliced from 4 exons. Gene Ontology annotation, molecular function: NADP binding; N,N-dimethylaniline monooxygenase activity; flavin adenine dinucleotide binding. NCBI's taxonomy places the organism in Eukaryota, Fungi, Ascomycota, Sordariomycetes, Ophiostomatales, Ophiostomataceae. The coding region runs from base 1 to 1488 and encodes 495 amino acids. The record is from RefSeq and is a predicted model, not a curated record.